This is a messenger RNA of Aspergillus fijiensis CBS 313.89, 1174 nucleotides long. RefSeq lists its product as uncharacterized. Bases 317 to 1174 code for a protein of 285 amino acids. NCBI's taxonomy places the organism in Eukaryota, Fungi, Ascomycota, Eurotiomycetes, Eurotiales, Aspergillaceae. The transcript is spliced from 3 exons. The record is from RefSeq and is a predicted model, not a curated record.
CACGGGCAGCCGAUAAACGUCAUCGAUGGUUCAGGUUGCUUCUAGAUCAACUGUGGACUUCACCAUGCCACCCUCUCAGAGCCCCUCGAUACAUGCCUAUUUCUUCAAGGCUCCCCCCGCCGCCCAGCGCAUCGGCCUCCCCUGUCUUUCCUGUCAUCAAUCCCAUCACGUUGACUGCGAACCUUGCAGCAAUUGAUCUGGUUUGGUUGGACCCCAAAUUCCCCAAUAUAUGACCUCAUACUCGCACUACGGUCUCAACGUGAAGGCUUCUACAAUCAGGUAGACCUUAUCAACGGCGCACACGGCUUCAGCAGCCAUGGCUGAGCACGUACCACUACGCGGAUCUUGCCAAUGCGGCCGCAAUCAAUAUUUGAUUCGUCUGCCUGAUGAUGUUACCGACCAUGCUCACGUCUACUUUGACUCCAGUCAAGACAACCGAAGAUUCCACGGCUCACCGUUGACGGCAUGGCUUCGCGUCCCAUUAUCUUGGUACCAAUCCCACACGCAAUCCUUUUUUCCCGAUGAAACACAUGCAAGUAUCCGACGCAUCUUCUCCCCGCACCAUGCGCCUCACACUCAGCGGGUCUUUUGCGGAUUCUGCGGCACCCCACUCACAUACUGGAGCGAGGUGCCCCGGGAUGAGGCGGAUUUCAUGAGUGUGUCUCUGGGUAGUCUUUUCGGCGAACAUCAACGUAAGCUGGAGGAUCUGGAUCUACUUCCUCCAGCUGUCCCUUCUUCUGAUGACGAAGAUGAAGAGGAGGACGACGAAGUUGAGGAAGUGCUAAGAGUUGGCGAGGUUGAAGUGGAAGACGCGGACGAGGAAGAGGAGGAGGCGGAAGCGGAGCAGGAACUCGAAUCUGAAGGCAAGGUGGUUGCUGUUCCGGCGACAGCGUCCAGUGACCGUCCCACUUCGACUCGUGUAGUCAUUCCUGCUGCCGCGGGGGGCGAUGGGUCUGGUCUCUCACGGAGCUACAGGCAAGGCACCUUCGGCGGGAUACCGUGGUUCGAGGAAAUGAUCGAAGGUAGCCAGUUGGGCCGUUUGAUGAAGACAAGACGCGGGGUGGGUGUUAGCGACGACCACUCGACGACCGUCGAGUGGGAAAUUAGUGAGUGGUCGAGCGAUGCGACUGGUGCGCAGAAACCGGCUGGCGGCUUUUUGAGAAAUUGUCACUGA